Molecule: messenger RNA, 4137 nt
Organism: Lolium perenne
Lineage: Eukaryota; Viridiplantae; Streptophyta; Magnoliopsida; Poales; Poaceae
Product: protein NLP2
Molecular function (GO): protein binding; DNA-binding transcription factor activity
Source: RefSeq, a predicted model, not a curated record
ACACCCUAGAGCCGGGAAGAAUCCGCUGCGGGGAGUAGAAUAACAGGCGCAAAGCCAGCAACAGGUGCUCUUGAGAAUUUCCAUCCUCCAAUCCAACCCCCUUCCCCCUCUUGGUCUCUCUCACAGAGAAUAGCCUCCGAUUCUCCCCUCCCACCGCUUGCUCAGAUCUGCGCCACCGCACAGCCUCCCGUCAUCCUUAUCCGCGCCGCCGACCGAGGAGAGGCGGCGGCCGCUUGGUGUCUUCCGUCAAAGGCUCGGCCUUUCUUCGGUGGAGGCUGCUGGGAUUUCUCUGGACCAGUAAAAGGUUCUUGGAGGCAUCCGGUUGGUCUGGUGAUUAGGCCGAGCUUGGAGGUGGUUGGCUCUCUGCAGUUCUUGCCGGCUCGGCUUGCAGGUUCCGAGCCAAAUACUCUAUUUUGUUUUGGUCAUCAGCGGAUUUGCGAAGAUGUUUCAGGCAAAGAGGAUUGGUUUUGGAGAAUAUCUUUCGGAAUUUGCCUCUUCCUGAUUGCCUGGGCGCUUAAUUUCAGAUCACAGAGAUUUUUUUUUUUUGGAUGAAGACGAUGGAUUUUUCUGCUAUCAGUGAGUCGCCUCUAGCCCAGAAUCCUGUUUGAUUGUAGCUUCUGCGCCAUUUCUGCCAAGCAUCCGUUUUGUGUGCUCCUGCGUCCGUCAAAAGACAGGACUUGGGCGGUUGUGCCGCUGCUUUAGGCUGCUGCUCACCUUUCCCUCCCAAAGCUUGGCCUUUUGAGUUCCCUUGCUGGUGGAUGAACUGCUGAUCCACGAGUCUUGGGGUGUGCCUAGUCCCUCUAUCAACAGUACAAUCCCUCUGAAGAAAGGCGGUCUCCUGUGCAGAUACUGCCUACUAAAUUAGUCCCUGUGCUAUACUACGAAGAUUCUGCUUUGACGGAAUACAGUGCUUCCCUUUAUCUCUUGCCCAACAAAGUGCACAAGAAUCUUUGUUGUCAAUAUAGGAGUUGAGAAGUAUCUGGAGCCAAUCGAGAGGGAGCAAAGCCAUGGACGUGCCGGCGCCGUCCAGCCGUGCUGGAUGCAGUGGAAGCAUCGGCAGCCCUUUGGAUGAUCCGUAUGGCGCCGCGGCCAUGAUGAACUUUGAUGGGUACUCUGAGCUCUGCAGCAGCCCUUCACUGACCGAUCAACUCUUCUCCUUACUGAAUGAUUCGUCUACACACCAGAUGUUCGCUAUGUGGUCAUCCUUAGGAUCAUCACCUCGUGCACCUGGUAUCAGUGAAGAUAUGCAGCUCGAUUCCUUUUCCAGUGGACCUGGGCUUCAGAAGACUGAUUUGGAACCGUUGGCAAAUCCGGCUGAAACCGGAAGAGUAGCCAAGAGUUCAGGUGAGCUUGGGUCGGUUGGUGAUCUCCAGCAAGGAAGUACUAGCUUGGUUCCGAGGCCUGUCGCUGGCAACUUACUCGCUGAAAGGAUGCUCAUGGCUCUGAAUUUGUUCAGGCAGUCGCUGGGCGGCGGCGUUCUUGCCCAGGUCUGGAUGCCUGUUGAGCAGGAGGGGCAUGUCGUGCUGAGUACAUGUGAGCAGCCGUUUCUACUUGACCAGGCUCUUGCAGGGUACAGAGAAAUAUCCAGGCAAUUCGUGUUCUCGGCGAAGGAGGAGACUAGCCUGUACCCAGGUGUUCCAGGGAGGGUCUUCAUCUCUGGUGUGCCAGAAUGGACCUCAAAUGUGCUGUACUACAGCAAGCCAGAGUACUUGAGGAUGGAGUAUGCAGUUCGCCAUGACGUACGAGGAUCACUUGCAAUGCCGAUUUAUGACCCCAGCAAGGGCAGUUGCUGUGCUGUGCUUGAGCUUAUCACAAAAAACGAGAAGCCUGAUUUUGAUGCAGAGAUGGAUAACCUUCGGCAAGCAUUGCAGGCUGUGAACUUGAACACAACGAGGGAUUGCAGUAAUGGCAAGUUUUAUUCAGAAAAUCAGAAAGCUGCCUUCACUGAAAUAUUGGAUGUACUAAGAGCUAUUUGUCAUGCACACAUGCUUCCCUUGGCCCUUACAUGGGUUCCUACAUCAGAUGGAAGCAGUGAUGGACAUGUUGUUGAACAAGAGAGUGUCUUUGAUUCACGGUCAGGAAAAGCGAUGCUCUCGAUCCACAAAUCAGCUUGUUAUGUUAAUGAUGCAAAGAUGCAAGGCUUUUUUCAUGCAUGUGCUGAAAGUCAUCUUGAGAAAGGGCAAGGUAUUGUGGGACGAGCACUCAAGUCCAAUCUCCCAUUCUUCUCACCUAAUAUAAGAGAGUACAGUAUUAAGGAUUACCCACUUGCACACCAUGCUCGUAAGUUUGGUCUGCAUGCUGCUGUAGCAAUUCGGCUGAGGAGCACAUAUACUGGUGAUGAUGACUACAUACUGGAAUUCUUUCUCCCUGUCAACUGCACAGGCAGUGAAGAACAACAGUUAUUACUGAAUAACUUGUCAAGUACAAUGCAAAGAAUAUGCAAAAGCUUGCGAACAGUUUCUGAAGCAGAGGUUGUUAAAGUUGAUGCAUGUACGACAUUAAUGUAUAAGACAACCAGUGGAAGUUGCUUGCCUGCUGGCCACUCUGAAAGUUCUUCACAUUGUGAUCAACCAGUCACAGAAAAGGCAUUCCAGGAUCUAUCUUUGGUCGAUAAGCACGGGGACACAGCUGAGCAGUCUAGUUCAGCGAGACUUGCAGAGAAAAGGCGCAGUACGGCUGAGAAGAAUAUUGGUAUUGAUGUUCUUCGUAAAUACUUCUCUGGAAGUCUGAAGGAUGCUGCAAAGAGCCUUGGUGUUUGUCCAACAACUUUGAAACGGAUAUGCCGGCAACAUGGAAUUUCGCGAUGGCCAUCUCGCAAGAUAAACAAGGUCAACCGUUCAUUAAAGAAGAUCCAAACUGUUAUUAACUCUGUCCAUGGGGUUGACAGCUCUUUGCAGUAUGACCCUGCUUCUGGAUCUCUUGUUCCAGCAGUUUCUAUGCCAGAGAAGAUGCCAUUCCCUUCGUCUGAUGCUUUGUCUAGUCCAUCCGUUGGAAAAUCUACAGAUGAAAAAUCUGGCCCAAAAUCUGAGCAAGGGUAUUCGUCGCCCGAGGGAUGGGAAAGAGAAAAUUGUCAAUUGGAGCUCCCUGAUGCACGGAAAGGGGAAGGCAAUGAAUUUCACAUGCAAACACGUAACUAUAGUGGCAGUGAUAAUCACGCUUCUUAUGAUGCGAUUGUCACAGAUCAUUUAAAUUCUGAAGGCACACAAGGACCAUUAUAUCCCACUGCUGUUGUCGGUUCUCUGCAUCACAAGGAACCAGGUUACAUCAAUCAUUCUGUCUCUGUCUGCCCAGGCUUCGGGACCAUCGAAGACCAGAUAGCGGGAAGGAACUCACCGCCCAUACAACCAGCAGAUAUUGAUAUGUUUGGUGAUCACGGAGACAGGGAGCAUACUCAUCCUUCUACCUCUGGCAUGACAGACUCUUCGAGCGGCAGUGCAUCAAGCCACCCUACUUUCAAGAAGAACCCAUCACAUUCACUGAAAGACAAGAGCAGUCCUGCGCUUACAGUUAAGGCUACCUACAAUGGGGACACCGUGCGGUUCAAGUUUAUGCCAUCGCUGGGCUGGUAUCACCUGCUGGAUGAAAUAGCCAAGAGGUUCAAGCUGUCAACCGGGGUAUUCCAGCUCAAGUACAAGGACGAUGAGGACGAGUGGGUCAUCAUGGCGAACGAGUCUGAUCUCCAGGAGUGCGUGGACGUCAUGGAUUCAAUGGGCACACACAACGUGAAGCUCCAGGUGCGGGACCUCCCUUGCCUGAUCAGCAGCUCAGGUAGCAGCACUUGUUUGCAGCUGGAAGGACAGAAUUCAUGACAUGGUGAGGAAGCUUUACUUUUGCGGAUCUUGUUGCCCCCCCUCAACUGUACCAUGUUGCAGUAGGCGUAGUCUAUGUUGUAGCGGUAGGGUUUGGUAUUUUGUACGCGCGUAGCGUGUAAUGUAGCGAUAAUGUGGGAAGUCCUGAACAGGAAGUGUAGCGAUCGCCGCACAGACAUUGUGCCUGCCCCGAAACAAUGUCGUAGAGGUCCUGAUAGUUUUUCUUGGCAAUGAUGUGUUGCCAUGAUAUUCUACGGUCCCUGUAGGCUACUAUGGAACAAAAGCUCCUGCCUGUGUUAUGAUGCUGGAGAAAACCAGUGUUUCUGAA